AUGAUCAACCCAAAGAAACCACCCAAAGAAGGCACGAAAAGCGAAAAGUUCAUUCAUGAGGAAAAUAUACGAACGCUAAGGUUUUACCGUUAUCUAUUUCUUGCUUCUUAUGCUGUGUAUUUCUUGAUAACAUUGACAUUUUUCUGGUCAACAUUUACAAAGCGUUAUAUCGCUUUAUCAGUAGGAUGUUUCAGUGUAUGUUUAGCGGCGUAUAAAUUUAUGUCUUAUAUGGCUACACCAUCCUAUGCUGUCAAUGAACGUGGUACUCGCCAGUUGGUAGAUGCUGGAUUAGAUUUAAAUAUAGGAUCUGGUGGACUUGGAGAGCAUGCCAAGGACACAAUAAUCAUGUGCAGUCUAGUCACAGUGUUAAGUUUAAUUCAUCAAUACUUCUGGUUCCUGUUAUUAGUUAUUCCAGGACGAUUAUUCUAUGUCCUUUGGGUGAAUAUACUAGCCCCAUGGAUAUUUGAUCCAAAUCAACAACCACAAGUGAACGAGAAGAAACAAAAGAAAAUGGAGCGUAAAAUGAAACGUGUUGGUCAUUUGAUGCAUGGAUCAGAUCGAUCAGCUGGACGGGCUAAUUAAGGGUUGGAGGUGGGGGGCGGGGCCGGUUGGCGGUGACUUUUGUAGUUGGAGUGGAGAGAUGAAGGUGACAUAGUAUUACACUAGGAGUCUUGCCGUCUUAUCUAUUAUUGCCGCUAGUUUCUUCUCCUGCAAUUCUUCUUCAGUUUAACCUUUAUGGCGUGAUGAUCUGAGAUGUUUUACCUUUUUCUGAGUACUGUGUUCAAUUUAUUGGGGUUUAGUUUGUAGAUGUACAGUUUUCAAAGUGAUUGGAUUUCUUUCUCAUUCAUUAUCACCAUUAUUAUUAUUAUUACUACCACUACCUUCAUAGUGAAUAACAAUCUCAUUUUUGUGUUUAUGUGUAUGUAUAUAGUUACUUUCUGUUUGAGUGUAUGUUGGUUGACUGAGAGAGAGAGAGAGAGAGAGUGAGUACCUUUCAUCAGCUCUUCAUCGAUACAUCUUGCAAAGAAAAGCGUCUGACUACUUCAUAUUUAAAUCUUUUUAUUUACGCAUGUAAUAUGUUAUUUGAAUUCAUUUGUGAACAUAUAUAUUUUAAAGAA
Molecule: messenger RNA, 1118 nt
Organism: Trichobilharzia szidati
Lineage: Eukaryota; Metazoa; Platyhelminthes; Trematoda; Strigeidida; Schistosomatidae
Source: the annotation of a GenBank genome assembly